CUCUAGUUAUAUCCCGUCCAUUGAUCCUGUCUUUUCAUGAAGUUAUAGUGUGCUGUCGUGGUUUCUAUUCAGGAUAAUUCGGUACUGUACGAAUCAAACUAUUCAGACUGUUUCAACCAUGUCUGCACAGACUGCCGGAGAUAAUGCAACUCGGUUCGAGGAAUCUAGGAGCAAGUUCUUAGAGUACCCCGAGAAUCUUGUCAGGACAGAAUCUUUCCGUCACACACUCGAAUUAUAUCGGCGAAGGCUUGAUCGCAACAAACUUUUCGACCCCAAAUUUCGCUCAAUAACUUGUCUUGAUUUAUAUCAAGAUAACAACACGUUUGCCCCAUCACAGAAACUUGACACAAUAAAAAAGCUUAGUGAAUAUCUUGACGAAGAAGAUGGUACCCCUUUAUGGCGACUUGUUUUCCUCCAGUCUCAAUCAGCCCGAGGUGCAUUGGGAUGCACCAAAGAGCAGCUUACUUUAUUACUUACUUAUUAUCAAGUAAUGCCCUGCUUUUUAGAUUUUAUCUUGACUUUUAGUGUCCGGGGGAAUCCCGUGGCACACGCUCUUUUCAGGCAAGAAAACUACCUUGAAAGGAACAGCCCUGAGUUUUCCCUACCGCAGCUUAAGCGAGGGGGCGUUCAAAUGCAGCAUGCUUUCAAUCUCCUCUCUGUGGAACGGGCUAGCGACCCUGAGGAGAAAGAUCAAUGGCCGUUGCGUCAAGUCGCACUCUACCACUCCUUAGAUGUUACAAACGGGCGAUGUUUUUGGAUUAUUCUUAAAGGAGAUCGAUUAAUUGCGCGUCGUAUUUACUCCGCCACAAAACACCACAGACAUCUUAAAGCCGCAGAAAUCACUAGCCCCGAAACAUCGUUUAUUGCUUCACUACAGGUACAGAUGAUUGCAAUUGAAUGGUGCUCAGAGAGUUGGGCUGAUUACAUUGACUACCUUGAGGAGAUGAUCAGUUCAAAUUCCGUUGAAGGGAAAGCGGCACCAGUGGAGAAGAUGACAAGCCCCGAGGAGAUCGAAUUGAUGCAUUCGCCAAAGAGCACCAAUACUUGGGGAACCCAGUCCGAUACUUCCCCCAUUAGUCCUAGGCGAUUUACAUUUUCUCGCGCUUCAACGGAUAUUCGCACGGUCUUCCGGCGAUUUUCUGGACUUGAUAGUAGCAUCAUUGAAACCCCCCGUGAAGCAAAUGAUAAGGAUAUCGAAGCGACAGCAGGGGUAGAAGAAGAAACCAACGAUAGUGACAAAUUAUCGUACCUUGAAAGGGAGUUCUCUUUCAAAAAGUUCCAGCGAUUAAGCCUACUCUCCCAGGGCCUAGAACAGGCAUUGGUGGCCAUUGAACAGAAUAAAGGGGUCCUUACAGCAAUCCAGGAACAUUACAACUCGGUUGUUAACUCAUACGGCUUCGCAAAUCAUAUGAAUAAGGGCGUUUGCGACAGCGAUAUAGCAACUUUCCUUACAAGGAUACAUAAUACUAAAAGAGACUUGGAUAUACACCAUAGCCGUUUACAAACGUUAUCUCGAGCGUUAGAAAACGACAAGACAGUGUUUACCACUCUUUUACAAUAUAAAAGCGAGAAAGUUUCGGAGUAUUUCGCGAAAAGCGCGAAGACAUCCUCGGAUAAGAUGGAACUUAUGACAGCGAAGAUGCACGACAUUGCUGUUCGUACAGAGCAGGAGACGGUAUCUAUGCACGUAAUUACAAUAUUUACACUUAUAUUCCUUCCGGGGACCUUUAUUGCUGUAUGGGCUUGGAUUCCACGACUUUUCCCACAUUUUCUAACUUUACGACAGACCCUCUUCAGUAGCGGUGUAUUUCAAUGGAAUGACGACGGGAAUCUCGGCUCGGAUUGGGUUAUUCGAAAGAACGCUUUGAAACUAUUCUUCUCGGUGUCCUUACCAAUGAUGGCUAUUAUUUUAUCGGCUUGGUCAAUUCUAUAUCUUUAUAUGAGGCGAAAGAGAGAACAGGAGAAACGGAGAUUGGUGUUACCUGUGACGGAGGGGCAAUCGGCUGAAGGGGGUACGGACGGGAUAGCUCAUUGGAGAAAGGUCUUAGAAAGGGAUAAGAGUUGAGGGUGAUAGUCGAAAAGGGGUUGUCUGCACAUAUGUAUAUUAGGUACCUACCUAAGAUAAAAAAUACGGCGGGACAACUGGAAGGCACAUCUGGAUCGGAGUUACAGCACGGCUAUUUGUGGAGCAACUCACGGACCGAUCCGGUAAUCCGGGGGCGAUGUGGGGCUAUUGUAAUUCAAUCUCUUUCUUUAUGUUUGAAAAAAGACAUACAUUUACAUAUGUUAA
Molecule: messenger RNA, 2290 nt
Organism: Hypoxylon trugodes
Lineage: Eukaryota; Fungi; Ascomycota; Sordariomycetes; Xylariales; Hypoxylaceae
Exons: 4
Coding region: 119-2065 (648 amino acids)
Source: RefSeq, a predicted model, not a curated record